UUUUCUGCUCUAUCCCAAUUUGGUCGCCAGUUAUCGUCAUAUGAAAAUCACGAAAUGAAGAAACAACGACAGUCUUCAUAGCUAUCACCUGAGAUUCAAAUGCAGAUCUAAACCCUAAACACUACAUUUCCAAUGGAUCGGGUCAUCAAAGCCGCGAGAGCCUCCGGUUCUCUCAACCUCUCCAAUCGCUCUCUCAGGCUUGUGCCCGAUGAGGUUUACAAAAGCGUGAAUGCGGUUGGUGAAGACGAGAAGUGGUGGGAGGCUGUGGAGCUACAGAAGCUGAUUCUAGCUCAUAAUGAGAUUGAGUUGCUGAAAGAUGAGCUGAGGAACUUGCCUAUGCUCACUGUGCUGAAUGUCAGCCACAAUAAGCUUUCCGAGCUUCCGAAAGCGAUCGGAGAGCUUGCGAUGCUGAAGUCGUUAGACGUGUCGUUCAACUUGCUUGUGGAGCUGCCGGAGGAGAUUGGAUCAGUAACUGCUCUUGUCAAAUUUGAUUGUUCAAAUAAUCAGCUUAAGGAACUCCCAAGCUCACUUGGAAGAUGCUCGGAUCUAUCAGAUUUCAAGACGUAUUAUAUCAACACCAUAUCCAGAUUUGAUGGAAUAGAAGCAUCAAACAAUGUUAUCAUCAGCUUGCCAGAAGAUCUAGCAAACUGCUCGAAAUUGAUGAAAUUGGAUGUGGAGGGAAACAAGCUAACAAGCCUAUCUGAGAAGUUGAUUGGAUCGUGGACAAUGCUUACGGAACUCAAUGCAUCCAAAAAUCUGUUGAGUGGUAUACCAGAGAACAUUGGAAGCCUUUCUCGUCUUAUUCGCCUUGACCUUCACCAGAACAAAAUUUCAGCGAUCCCUGUUUCAAUAGCAGGUUGUUGUUCCCUCGCGGAGGUCCACAUGGGUAAUAAUGCACUCUCUACGUUACCAUCAGAAAUGGGGGAACUCUCUCACCUAGGAACUCUAGACCUGCAAUCAAACCAGUUGAAGGAGUAUCCAGUGGAGGCAUGCAAAUUGCGUCUUUCAUUAUUGAAUCUUUCAAACAAUUCAUUGUCCGGAUUGCCCCCUGAAUUGGGCAAGAUGACUACUCUGCGAAGAGUUUUACUUGCUGGGAACCCUAUACGAACUCUUCGAAGCACAUUGGUGUCUGGACCAACACCUACUUUAUUGAAGUUUCUGCGAAGUAGACUUUCUCAGAAUGAAGUAGUAGAUGCUGAAGCUACAACUACAACAAAAGAGGAUGUAAUUGCUAUGGCAGCUCGAUUGUCUAUUGCUUCAAAGGAACUUUCCAUGGAAGGGUUGGGUUUGAGUUCUGUCCCUUCAGAAGUAUGGGAAUCGAGUGAGGUCAUAAAAGUAAAUCUGACUAGGAAUUCCAUUGAAGAACUCCCAGUUGAACUCUCGUCAUGUAUCCACCUCCAGGCGCUAAUCUUAUCCAGAAACAAGAUUAAAGAGUGGCCAGGUGCAAUUUUAAGCUCGCUUCCUAAUCUUUUGUGUUUGAAGCUGGAUAAUAAUCCACUAAAACAGAUACCAUCAGAUGGAUUUCAAGCAACCCCUAAGCUUCAGAUUCUGGAUUUAAGUGGUAAUGCAGCUUCAUUACCAGAACACCCUGAUUUUUCUAGCUUACCACAUCUGCAAGAGCUUUACCUGAGACGAAUGCAGCUACGCGAAGUGCCAUCAGAUAUCCUGAGUUUGCAGCAACUGCGGAUCCUAGACUUGAGCCAAAAUUCCCUGCAAUCGGUUCCAGUGGAGUUUAAAAAUUUUACUUCACUCACUGAGCUAGGCCUAUCUGACAACAACAUAUCAACACUUCCUCCAGAGUUGGGUAUGCUUGAACCCAGCUUACAGGCCUUAAGACUUGACGGAAAUCCAUUAAGAAGCAUCCGGCGGGCGGUUUUAGAUAGAGGGACCAAAGCUGUUCUGCAAUAUCUCAAGGACAAAAUCGUGGAAUGACUUCUGCCUCUCCCUCGUCCGGACAUGCGCCAAGAAUCUUGAUUUCACUAAGCAUUACGUCGAUGCUUGUAUGAAUCUUUGUAUCACUCUUAUGUAUGAGAGCUUGUACCUUUUGACUUUCGGCUUGAUAACUUUUCAUUUUCUUAAAACGCAUUGUAUAUUGUUCUUUUACUGUUGUAAUUGAAGCCUGAGUCACAAAUGUCUAUUCAGU
Molecule: messenger RNA, 2143 nt
Organism: Fragaria vesca subsp. vesca
Lineage: Eukaryota; Viridiplantae; Streptophyta; Magnoliopsida; Rosales; Rosaceae
Product: leucine-rich repeat-containing protein 40-like
Exons: 22
Coding region: 133-1932 (599 amino acids)
Molecular function (GO): protein binding
Source: RefSeq, a predicted model, not a curated record